AUGGAUGAAGCCUAUGAACCAGUUGCCACCCUUGCUGACGACACCGUGCCAAUUACAUCCACGGCCUCUUCUUGGGGUCAUGCACUAGGAGAGCGAUUGAAAUUACGGUCAUGGUCCCAAACAGGGUCAGACACGAUACAGCCUAGCAAUGCAAUCAACACCCCAAUCACAGAGUGCUUUACUCGUCGAAUUCGCUUAUAUAGCAAAGAUGGGUCAUUUUCCGACGCUUAUCUUGUUUUGUUGUCAACAUACAACACUGAGAGCAGGUCGCCCAGUUUUCUUGGCAGGAUUGUCUACCCAAGACAGGCAGGUUUAGCGAAGAUGAGCGAAUGGAUUGGAAUCUGCGAGCAGUCCCACAAGGAAGUUUGCCGGCCACUACACGAUAAAAGUCCAGCUCAAAGUCUUGGGGAGAGUAUGAGGUUAACCGAUGUUAAUCAAAUGUGUCUUGUCACUGCGGAAAGUACAACGAAAUAUGUCACCCUCAGUUAUUCCUGGGGCAAAACGAAAUUCUUUAAAAACACACGACGUCUUAACGUUAAGUUGCGGAGGCCAGGAUUCCUUAACAUUGUUUUUGAUGAACUUGGCCAAACAAUACAAGACGCCAUAUUUUUAGUGAGAUCUCUUAACAUGGGAUAUCUGUGGGUAGAUAGCAUUUUUAUUGUGCAAGACGACAUAGAAGAUUGGACGCGAAUAGCUCCGGUUAUGGACCGAAUAUAUGGCUAUACCACGCUUACCAUCUGCGCUGGCAGUGGUGGUGAUGUUUCCGAGGGUCUUCCUAGAGCACAUUUGGGUUCUCGUCGAUUGAUCCAAUACGUUGAGCGCGUUGCAGGAUUAGAAUUGAUGGUUGUCCGAUCUCCUGAGAAUUACAUCAGAACAUCUCCAUGGAACACUAGAGCGUGGACAUUUCAAGAAAGGCUUCUUUCGAGAUGA
This is a messenger RNA of Botrytis sinoallii, 930 nucleotides long. RefSeq lists its product as uncharacterized. Lineage: Eukaryota; Fungi; Ascomycota; Leotiomycetes; Helotiales; Sclerotiniaceae. The record is from RefSeq and is a predicted model, not a curated record. The transcript has 2 exons. Bases 1 to 930 code for a protein of 309 amino acids.